AUGGCGCCUGGAUGCAAAGCGAGCGUUUUGCGAAAUGAUGCAAAAGGUCGGCGCGCUUGGAUGGUUUGGUGCUUCGAGCACUGCCGUAAGAUGGCAAAUCAGAGCAUGUAUACCGACAUGGCGCAGAUCGCCCAAGAGUGCGGUCUGGAGCUGAUCUACCACAAGAAGUGCGAAGGUUUCCUGCGAUGGCUCGAUGGCUUGGAUGCAGGGGACACGGUGCUUUUGGUUGCAGAUUGGCGUGAAGCCAAGCCCAUCGUGGAAGGACUACGCCGACGCCUUUUCCCGUAUCUGUGGAUGUGCGUCCUCACGCAGUCCCAGGCGUCCUACUUCCAUGCAUCUUCCUGGGCCGCCUCACACCCCUGCGGUCGAGAGAUCCCCGUAUUGGCAGAACUGAACAAAGAGCUCCUGCACGCUGCCGCAGGGAACAUGGCACAGGCCGUGGAAGAUGCAGAAGCUGCUAAGUUGGCACCGCAGGUCAUCGAGUGGCCACUGAACCUGAGCACUCUCAGUGACCCCAAGAUUCGCGCCGAGUUGGCGGUGCGACUGCAGGAGGUCAUCGAGCAGAGCCAAUGGGAAGUGUACGAAGACUAA
Messenger RNA from Symbiodinium natans, 591 nucleotides. NCBI's taxonomy places the organism in Eukaryota, Dinophyceae, Suessiales, Symbiodiniaceae. The record is from the annotation of a GenBank genome assembly.